Messenger RNA from Eublepharis macularius, 3165 nucleotides. RefSeq names its product N-alpha-acetyltransferase 60, NatF catalytic subunit (gene NAA60). Gene Ontology annotation, cellular component: Golgi membrane. Gene Ontology annotation, molecular function: histone acetyltransferase activity; protein-N-terminal amino-acid acetyltransferase activity. The transcript has 7 exons. The coding region runs from base 172 to 900 and encodes 242 amino acids. The record is from RefSeq and is a predicted model, not a curated record. Lineage: Eukaryota; Metazoa; Chordata; Lepidosauria; Squamata; Eublepharidae. Gene Ontology annotation, biological process: N-terminal peptidyl-methionine acetylation.
UCGUCGCUGCCGGCCGCCGCUGUGAGGACUCGCCGGGCCUUGUCGCGCAGUGGCCGCCGAACGCGCUCCCACCCCGGCCCCGACCUGCCUGUGCCACCCUGUCCCUCAAGCGAGCCACGUCCAGCCGCCGCUGCCUCGAGCUGGGGCAGCCGCCGUACCCCUCAGGCGUGAAUGACAGAGGAAGUGCCUCCGACUGCAGUUAGUGAGAUAAACCUUCGCCUUUUGUGCCAUGAUGACAUAGACACGGUCAAGCACCUCUGCGGUGAUUGGUUCCCAAUAGAGUACCCUGACUCAUGGUAUCGAGACAUCACAUCCAACAAGAAGUUUUUUUCUUUGGCAGCCACUUAUCGAGGCAUCAUUGUAGGAAUGAUAGUAGCAGAGAUCAAGAGUCGAACAAAAGUGCACAAAGAGGAUGGUGACAUCUUAGCUUCCAGCUUUCCUGUGGAUACUCAAGUUGCCUACAUUUUAAGCCUAGGAGUGGUAAAAGAAUUCAGGAAGCAUGGCAUUGGGUCACUCUUGCUGGAGAGCUUGAAAGACCACAUCUCCACCACUGCCCAGGACCACUGCAAAGCCAUCUAUCUGCAUGUCCUCACUACUAACCACACUGCAAUCCAUUUCUACGAAAACAGAGACUUUAAGCAGCACCACUACCUACCCUAUUAUUAUUCCAUCAGGGGCGUACUCAAAGAUGGCUUCACUUACGUUCUGUACAUCAAUGGUGGGCACCCUCCCUGGACAAUCUUUGAUUAUCUUCAGCACAUUGGGUCAGCCUUGGCCAAUCUGAGCCCCUGUACAAUUCCACAGCGAAUUUACCGCCAAGCCCAGAGCCUUCUCUGCAGUCUAUUGCCGUGGUCAAGCAUUUCAGCCAAGAGCGGCAUAGAAUACAGCCGGACCAUGUGAUUCAAAGGGCCUUCUCAUCAUUGCUGGAGUUGGCCACCUCUGUAGUGAUGAAGCAGAUGGCGGCUCCAUGCAUGAACUGACACUCCAGGCCAGGAUGCUCUUCUGCAGAUCAGGUGACAUUUGGUAGACCUUCCUGUCUUCCUGGGCUUGGAGCUUUAAGAAGAUGGUCCAAGGUGGUAGUCACUGUUCUCUUGGAGGGACUUGUUCCUGUGCUGCAGGUGAGCAGCUGUUUGUACCCAAGCUUGUUUCUCCAAAGCCACAUGGGAGCAUACUGUGUGCUCUGGCAAUGUUCCUGGAGGCAGGCAAAAGGCAGGCGAUGGUGCAGAAGUCAAGGAGGGAUGGUUGGGGUGUGGAAGCUCGGUAGCCUGCUCUGAUACUUCCUCCUGAGAAGCCCAGCAUUUUAACACUCCUCUGUCCUGCAGCACAGGACUUGCUUGCCUGAUUGAGACUCCACAAGACACAGGGAAUGAAUUUGCUGUUUCAUAGUGAAAUGUGUGUGUAUAUAACACAGUAUACACAGUGUAUAUUGCUUCUAGUCUGAGCUAGAACUCAAGAACAGAGUUCCAGGGACUAUCUGAAUUCAGAGCCUAGCCUUUAGAUAUCAGGAAUCCUGGCAUGUGCCAUCCCUGGCAGUAUCUUCCAUUGGAGGAGGCCACUUGUAAGCACCCCUCUCCAGGUUUAGGACAGAGAGUGACUAUCGGUGUUCCUGAUGUUCCGAAGAACAGUUCUGAAACUGUCUCCCCACACCAGUACAGGGGGAAAGUCUGCUGUGCUCUGGUGCAGGAGUUUCAUCUCUGGUUCCCAGUGCUCGUCAAGGUGCCCUUGAGCCCUUCAAUGGAGACUUGGCUCACUUCCUCAGCCAAUAUUUGCUUGUUUUGCACAAGACACUCCUCUUCCUCUAAUAUUUAGCUGACAAAGGCGCACAUUUCUGGGGGGGGGGGAAGGCCCAAGCCUGCAAAGGAAUCGCUGAUCCUCAAGUAGAGUAGAAAUGCAUUGCCCCAUCUCUGCAAACGUACAGUAUGGGCGGGGGGCAUCAAAAGCACUUUGCUGUGCCUGUAUCAUCAGGCUGGAGCUGGCAAGUGUGAUUGGCCUGCAAGUGCAAGCAGAACAAGGUGCUGUUGAGAAGGAAGGAGUGCUCCAUAGUGCACGGCAGCAUGGGGGCCUUUUUGUCCUGGAGCUUUGCCUGAAGAGGAUCCACUUGGUGGGUAUGGGGUGACUGGUCUGUCUUCUGAACAGUGACCCCUUUCAGGAACACUGAAAUUGUUUCCAGGCACCUUCCCCUCAUAGCCAUGUUUCUGCAUGAGCCAGGAGGCAACAGGCUCUUCUUUCAUGCCUGGGAACACCUCCCUUACGGGGCUGCCCACUAGCCAGGAUGAGUUGAGAAGUGGCAGGCCUGAAGCAGUGAAGAUUUUCCUGCAUUUGUGGCAGGGUGUGCUAGGAAAUAGGGAAGGAUGCUCUGACUUCCCUCCACAGCCACACAGUAGUAGAAGCCCCUUCUAUCCACAAUUGGCAAGGCUCUCUCUCAUGUCCAAAAUGCAUGACUUGAGAUCAUCUUCAGACUGGCAGUGGAAAGACUGAGGUGUUGGGGCCUGAGCAGGCCCUGCCUCCUCCAAAUAGAGCUUGUCCCUGUGGGACAAUACUAGUCUGGUUGAUGAAUCUUCAGUAGCCCUUACUCCUGUGGGAACAGUUGCAUUCCCGGAAUUAAAGAGAACCAACAGAGUUGAAAGAGCUAGUGGACCCCAGAAGCUGGCCUAGAAGAAAGGUCCUGGUUUCACUGCAGAGGCCAAGCUCUCAAGUUGGCAGACACUCUCCAGGCAGCUAGGUGAUAUUGCAGAGACUCACUCCCUCUCAAGACAGAGAAGGUCUGUGUGUCAAAGAUCCAUCUGGUUUUCGGGGGUGGGGAGGGGGGCCUCCAAAUGUUGAAUUGUGAAGAGUCAUUUUAAUAUAAAUCAUAGUCUGUGAUUUUCUCUAAUUGUAUCUUUCUUUUUGCUUGAGAAUGUCUUGAGUUCUAGUUUGUACAUUCUGGUUUUCUUUUAUGGUUUUACAUACACUUUUCCAUAUCUGAAUUCAGUGCACUUACAAGCGUAAACUACCCAUUGCAGAUGGCUUCAGGAAAAAAGAGACCUCUGUCUUAGCUGUGAUACCCCCUCCACAGCUGCCACCCCCUCCCCAGGAAAGGUUAUGGGACUGCCCACUUGCCUGCUGUACCCUUAUUUAUUAAGAGCAUAUGUUUAAACGUCUGAUUAAAAAGUUUUGUUUGUGAUU